Messenger RNA from Dipodomys spectabilis (banner-tailed kangaroo rat), 990 nucleotides. RefSeq names its product serine protease 55-like. The transcript is spliced from 5 exons. Gene Ontology annotation, biological process: proteolysis. Gene Ontology annotation, molecular function: serine-type endopeptidase activity. The record is from RefSeq and is a predicted model, not a curated record. NCBI's taxonomy places the organism in Eukaryota, Metazoa, Chordata, Mammalia, Rodentia, Heteromyidae. The coding region runs from base 1 to 972 and encodes 323 amino acids.
AUGUUGGUACGUGGACUCCUCUCCCACUGGCCAGAGCAGCUGACCCAGGAGGGGCUGGCAGGGUGUGGCGAAAGACCUGUUUUCGAGGGGAAAACUCGGUACUCCCGGAUUGUCGGGGGGCUGGAGGCUGAGGUGGGGGAGUUCCCGUGGCAGGUAAGUAUUCAGGCGAGAAACCAGCACCUGUGCGGCGGCUCUAUCAUCAGCGCCUGGUGGGUCCUCACGGCCGCUCACUGCGUCAAUUCUCAGGACAUAUUCCCAGUGGAGCUGAGCAUCGUCGUGGGAACAACCAACCUGAUGAGCCCAUCCAUGGAGGUGAAGGAGAUCGCCAGCAUCAUUCUCCACAAGGACUUCCAAAAAGACACCAUGGACAACGACAUCGCCCUGCUGCUGCUCACCUCGCCCAUCCAGUUCAACGAGGCGGUGGUGCCCAUCUGCCUGCCCCCGCAGCCGGUCCCCGCCCGCUGGCACAAGUGCUGGGUAGCAGGGUGGGGCCAGACCAAGCCAAAGGACAAAACGUCCAUGACGGCCGAGCUGAUGAAAGUGCCCAUGGUCAUUGGAGACUGGAAGAAGUGUGUGGCCGUGUUCCCAAAGCUCACCAAGAACAUGCUGUGUGCCGGGUACGGGAACUCCAGCUACGACGCGUGCCAGGGCGACAGUGGAGGGCCCCUGGUCUGCACCGCGGAGCCCGGGAGUCAGUGGUACCAGGUGGGCAUCAUCAGCUGGGGCAAGAGCUGUGGACAGAAGGACACCCCUGGAAUAUACACCUCGCUGGCCAACUACAACCUCUGGAUCCAGACCCUGACCCAGAUGGAAGGCAAGCCCCUUAACACCGAGAAAAAGAUAACCCUUCCGGAGCAGCAGCCACAGCGCACCGAGGCCUCGGGGGGCCGCGCAGCCCGCAGCCCGCCACGCUGGCUUCUGCUCUGCCUUCUGCCCCCCGUGCUGCUCAGAGGCAUUUCCACCUGGGAAUAAAGCGUGCAGGUUCUGUGA